CGUUCCCCCGGGCCUCUGCCAGGGCGCUGACUUUGAUGGACGUUUUGGGACCGUUCCCUGUAGCGGAAGCACAUCCUCACCUUUGACCCUAGCCUUCCAGCCCGACAGACGGCUGCCUGGCAACGGCGACGCGGGGCCGCCAUGGACGCGGCGUCGCUGCCCGCUGCCCUGGAGCUGGCGGCCGGCGGCGGCGCGGGGUUGAGCCCGGAGAAGCGGGCGGUGCUGGGGUCCUCGCUGCUGCUCCUACAGCGCGACUACCGCUUCGAUCGGGUCUGGUUCUGGGGCUGCAUCCAGGGCGUGCGCGGCGCCUACUACAUCGCCGAGGGGCUGGGCCCCGACCGCGCCGCGCCCCGCAGCCGCCUCUACAGCUUGAACUGCGUGGAAUGGAGCCUCCUGCCACCAGUGACGAAGGAGAUGAUUGCGCAGGCUGAGCAGCUGACGGGCCGCUUCCAGGGAGAUCCUUCUUUUGCGUAUGAGUUUGCUGAGAAAAACGCAGAAGAUGGUGAGAAAUUGAUUGAAGGUGAUAAGGAGACCUCGAUCAAGGAGGAGGUCCGCCUUGUGGCUACGAUAGAACAGAUAGACAGAGCAGUUGGUAUCAUCCCCCGGGGGGCAUUUGUGAAGACUCCUCUUGGGUCUGUGCAUGAAAACAGAAACUUUGAAGGUCUUUCAUUCACGGAGGCAAAAAAAUUAAGUUCCUAUUUCCAUUUUACUGAGCCUGUUAAUCUGAAGAAUAAAACUCUGCUGGAAAAGGCUGAUCUGGACCCAUCCACCGACUUUCUAGACUCUCUGGAGCAUGAUAUCCCACAAGCCACCACAUACAUGUCUCCCCUCCUUCAAGCCCUCAACUACUGUAGUUUGCCAUGAACUGCAUAAGAAACUACGUGUACUGUGAGUGUGCAAGAGCCCAAAGUUACCCCCAACACCAACUGCACCGCUAGCUGCUGCCUCCUGGCUGCCAGGCAAACCAAGCAACCUGUGCUCCCUCACAGCUGUGGGCAGACCAAAUAUCUGCAGGAGCUGCAGUCAACCCCUGGGCCAUGUUCUGUGGAGACCUGUAGUAGGAACUUGUGGUGGAACUUCUUCAGCCCUUUGUCGGAUGUGAGUAAAAUUGGCCAUGAGUCGGAAGUGAGGGGGAGGACUGGCAGCUGACAGCAAUCACAGAAGCCCUUCCCCAGGCUAACCAUGACAUGAGUAAGCAUGAGUCAGAGCAUAAAUUGAUGAGCCUAAAAUUAUCUACAAGAUGAAUACUGGCUAACUGGCCCAACACAUUAUGGGCCUUCUGCUUACUCUGGAACUGGCAGAUUCUGGCUCAGGGUGCAGAUAGGCUGACUUGAAUCCAGGCCAGUAGUAGCCUGACAGCUCCAACUGUCUUUUUUUUUUUCCCUUUUAAUUUGUGCCUGUGGCUUUUGCCUCAAGAUGGAGAUUCAGCAGGAACCUUCCCUACAAUGCAGCCUCUAGGCAUUACUGAUUUGGUGCUGAAGCUGGCAUUUUCCUCUCCUGGCAGCUCCUUGCCCUCCAAGGGUAUUGAAUCCAAGCUGAUGCUCCAGCCCCCUUCCCUCCCUCCUGGCAUUGUUCCCAGGCUGUCAUGUCGGAUGCAAAAUAAAUACUCAGUGGCUCAGAGCUCCUCGCAUCCAGGAGAAAUUGCAUUUUUACACUGGCUCUGAAGAUCCUCUUCAGAGCCAAAGCAAAAUUAAUGCAGAAACUAAUCCCUUUGCCCCUACCACGCACAUCCUCUCCAGUGGUGGAGCCAAGAAAGACUGAAGAGAAUUAACCUUUUCUGUAGAUUUCUCUGAGAUAGGAAAUACCCUGCUUUCUGCUUUCUCUUCUUCCUCUUUCCCAGUUGCUGCAUCAGGGAAACCAGUCUUCCCUGGAUCAGGAAAGCGCCUUCUUUCUCUUCCCACAACUGAUGCUACAAGUUUAUUUUAAGAAGAAAUUUCAUACCUAUGCAGGAUUGCUGUAGCUAGUCUUGGCUCUCUGCAGCUAUUAGCCAGACCAAGUAGGUGACAGAGCUUGUUAGAGUAACUGCUGCCCACUCAAAAGCAGCCAAGAAUAGCUGUAGCUUCAACUAGGUCUCAAGUAUACAAGAUAGGAGCUCCAGGAGUUCCUUCCUGUGACGCAUAUGGCAUUACCAUCAUAGCCAUGGGAAUAUGCUACUGUGUGAACCUAGAGGCAGACAUACGGAAAUAUAAUGAUGAACUGACAAAAGAAAAAAGGUUA
Messenger RNA from Pezoporus flaviventris, 2217 nucleotides. RefSeq names its product radial spoke head component 9 (gene RSPH9). The coding region runs from base 142 to 864 and encodes 240 amino acids. Gene Ontology annotation, cellular component: axoneme. The record is from RefSeq and is a predicted model, not a curated record. The transcript is spliced from 5 exons. Gene Ontology annotation, biological process: axoneme assembly; cilium movement involved in cell motility; motile cilium assembly. Lineage: Eukaryota; Metazoa; Chordata; Aves; Psittaciformes; Psittacidae.